AUGGCUGCUCCUUCUGGUGGUACAGCGUUCCCCAACUACAAUGUCGGCCUUUCUCACGUGGAGGAUCCCAAUGAGCGCCGUCAGCAGGCCCUAGCCCGCAUUGACAAUGCCCCGUUCGGUUGGCGUCAUGCUCGCGCGGUCGUCGUGGCUGGCGUGGGCUUCUUUACCGACUCGUAUGACAUCUUCGCCAUCAACCUUUGCUCGAGCAUGUUGGGCGUUGUCUUCUGGCAGGACGCAGCUACCCGCCCCGGCAAGAUGCCAUACAGCUCCGACACUGCGAUCAAAGUCUCUACCUCAGCUGGUACCGUCAUCGGCCAGUUGUUCUUUGGAUGGAUUGAAUUGAUCAUCAUCAUCCUGGCCACCCUGGCGCAGUGUCUGUCUUCGAGCUCUCCCGCCAUGUCUAUCACCGGUCUGCUGGUUUUCUGGCGUACAGUGAUGGGUGUCGGAAUCGGUGGUGACUAUCCGUUGUCUUCGAUCAUAACCUCAGAUGGUGUCUGCCAGCUCGCCGUCGACAAGAUGUGGCGGGUUGUGAUUGGAUUCGGAGCGGUUCCGGCCUGUGUGGCACUCUACUAUCGUCUCACCAUUCCCGAGACUCCGCGCUACACGUUUGAUGUUGCGAGAGAUCUACUCAAGGCGGAUGAAGAUGUCGAGGCCUACAUUGAAGGUAAACGCGAAGGUCAUCCGGACGAGGUCAAGCGGGUGGCAGUGCUCCAGAGUGUCGAUGUCCGACUAGUGACACCAAAGGCGAGCUGGUCAGAUUUCUGGUCUCAUUAUUUGACCUGGAGACAUGGCAAGGUCUUGCUCGGGAGUGCCGGCUCGUGGUUUUUCCUCCAUGUUGCUUUCUACGGUCUUGGACUCAACAAUUCGAUUAUUCUGACGGCCAUCGGCUGGAAUGGGGGCAGCACCGUGUACGAAUACUUUUAUCGCAACGCCGUGGGCAACCUGAUUUUGAUCUGUGCGGGAGCUAUCCCGGGAUACUUGAUGACAGUUGCGACAGUGGACUGGCUGGGCCGCAAGCCAAUCCAGAUCACCGGGUUUGUGAUCUUGACUAUUCUCUUCAUCAUCAUUGGGUUUGCCUACGAGCCGUUGAAGAAAUCAGACAACCAAUCCAAAACAUGCCCACCCUCACCACAACAACAACCACCCACCCCCCCGACCACCUCGCCUCCCUGCACCUCAUCGCCACCAGCAUCACCCAACAACGCCAAGCAGCCAAUAAAUCCAUCCUCCACCACCCACUCUUCCUUCUCAGUCGAAUCACCGCCCUCUCCCUCACCUACCAUGCUACCUGCAUGCUCCAACCGACCACCUGGCCUACUAUGCUGCUCAUCACCUGGCCUGCCUGCAUUAUGGUGUUUUUGCUGGGUGUUGCGUAUAGCACACAUGGGUCGUGUGGAGAUGGAGAUGGAGGGGGUGGUGAAGGGGAUAUUGUGAUCGUGACGAAGUAUCAGGGGAGGGUUAUCGGGACGUUGGUUUUGAGGGUUGUGAGGGGGGAGGGGGAUGUGCUUGUUAGCCAUGGUAUGGUAGGGGAU
Molecule: messenger RNA, 1532 nt
Organism: Aspergillus ibericus CBS 121593
Lineage: Eukaryota; Fungi; Ascomycota; Eurotiomycetes; Eurotiales; Aspergillaceae
Product: MFS general substrate transporter
Exons: 5
Coding region: 1-1434 (477 amino acids)
Biological process (GO): transmembrane transport
Cellular component (GO): membrane
Molecular function (GO): transmembrane transporter activity
Source: RefSeq, a predicted model, not a curated record